AACAAGGUGUACGUAUCACGGUAUGCUGUUACAAACGGUCUAUCGAUUCAUGUUUUGAUUUAAGCUUUAAUGGUUGUUUGUGAAUGGAGUUUAGUGUGUAACUUAUCUACUGUUAAAUCGUUUAAUAUUUUUGGCAUAACAUUCUGUGACUUUGGUCGAAACAGCUGUUUUGUGGUGGUAUGAUUUCGAUGAUUUCAAAUUGUGUUUAAUAAUAAGAUUUAUAAGAAUUUGAUCUGUUCGUUGGAAUUAAAUUUUGUGGAUUGACAUAACAAAAAAUCCACGAUUUUUUGUUAUUGUUGGGUUUAACGUCAGGCGGACACUAUAUUUGAUCAUAUGGCUACAUACAUUCUAGCCUUGAUGAUGGAGGAAGACCCCAGGUGCCCAUCCCUGCGUUAUUUCAUCACAGUCGGGCACCUGGGUAGAACCACCGACCUUUCGCAAGCCAGCUUAUAACUUCACAGUAUAUGCCGAAUCAUAUUACAUAGCCUUAGACUAAAAUACAGGUCAGAGCUUGAUCCUAAGGGUUUCAAGUGUUCGAUAUGACUUGAUAUACGCUUCGCCGAAAUGCAUCUAUUUACCAGAAGAUGAAGCUUUCAGUUAUUUGCAGAAUAUUCUGUUAUCAGUUUACUAAUUGCAAUUACGUGUUUGAACUGAAGUUUAAAGAAAAAUUGUUUUAGAUCCUACAAAACAAUUCCACAAACGUUACUUUUAAUUUUGGCAAAUGCUCAUAUAUAUCAUAAGCAGGUAUUAGUAUUAUUUCAAGCAGUGGAGACUACAGUAUUAAUGAACAUUGCUUUACUGGAUAUUGGAAUUUAAUGCGUAUUACGUCAGUCGCCGGCUGUGGCGAGCGAGAUGUUUGUAUGUUCUCAAUAAAGUAUUGAUUAUGAACAUUCUUCUGGGCUGAAAUGCUACAUUGUAUGUCGCAUUUCCCGAUUUGGAUUUAAUUGAACAGGAAUUUAUGGAAUGUCAUUUGCUUUAAAACAUGUCGGACAUCCUGGUUGUAUUGCCGCCGUUAACGACCGAUAACUGUGUUCUAUUUGCAAAAAACUCCGACCGACCACCGACAGAAGUUCAAGAAGUCGUUUACUUUCCGUCGGUGGAUCAUGCAACGGGAUCAAAACUUCACUGUACUUUUAUUGAAAUCGACCAGGUGAGCCAUACACAUGCGAUAGUACUGAGUAAGCCCGCUUGGUGCUGGGGCGCCGAGAUGGGAGCAAAUGAGCAUGGUGUUUGUAUCGGUAACACCGCCGUAUGGACAAAAUUAUGCCACCCUGGUGACCAUGAGGAGAAACUUACUGGCUGUGAUUUUGUCAGGCUAGGCCUAGAAAGAGCAAAAACAGCAAGGGAAGGCGUUGAUGUUGUAACUAACCUACUGUCUGAGCAUGGACAAGGGGGUAUAUGCACUGAGGACCAUAAUUUUGGGCAAUGGACCUACCACACUGCCUUUGUGUUAGCAAACAAAAAAGAAACAUGGCUACUUGAAACUACGGGAAAGUUUUGGGCAGCGAAACAAGUGAAAUGUUAGUCAAAUUAUAUGUAAUUAGAUUUAUUUGACCGCUAAAACACACAAUGUCAUGUAUGUCCAAAUCAGACUUUGAUAUUUUUGUUUGGUUUGUUGUUUGUUUUAAAUCUAACCGACACAGUUUAAAUCAUAAAGCAAUUUUCAAGCUUUAAUACAACAACUACAACAGCAACGACAAUGGAAGAAGACGCACGAUGCCAGUUCGGACAUUAUUUCGG
Molecule: messenger RNA, 1740 nt
Organism: Mercenaria mercenaria
Lineage: Eukaryota; Metazoa; Mollusca; Bivalvia; Venerida; Veneridae
Product: secernin-3-like
Biological process (GO): proteolysis
Molecular function (GO): dipeptidase activity; cysteine-type exopeptidase activity
Source: RefSeq, a predicted model, not a curated record